Hemibagrus wyckioides is the source of this 1001-nucleotide messenger RNA. It is a transcript of the gene asb11, whose product is annotated as ankyrin repeat and SOCS box containing 11. Gene Ontology annotation, molecular function: protein binding. Gene Ontology annotation, biological process: protein ubiquitination; positive regulation of protein catabolic process. The coding region runs from base 66 to 947 and encodes 293 amino acids. Lineage: Eukaryota; Metazoa; Chordata; Actinopteri; Siluriformes; Bagridae. The record is from RefSeq and is a predicted model, not a curated record. The transcript has 7 exons.
AACAGAUCAGUCCUUUGUUUCUGCAGGGCACAACUUGUAGUGAGCCUUUUAAAGACGUCUGGAAGAUGGCUGCUGCUCAUGCUGAGGUGUGUGUUUGGAAUGAACCCUGGCAGCAAGUGUUUCAGGUGUAUGGAGGACGGGUGUGUAACACUCUCAUGGAAGGGUCUUUGGCAGACAGAACUCCCCUCCAUGAUGCAGCUUUGCAUGGCCGGUUACUUCCACUUAAGAAGCUCCUGUCUCAGGGGAUACAUGUUGAUGUGGUCACUCUGGAUGGGAUCACUCCAUUACACGAGGCCAGUCUAGGAGGCCAUUUUGCCUGUGCUAAACUGCUGCUGGAACUGGGGGCUGAUGCUAACGCCAUGUCCGUCAGUGGAGCCACACCGAUCUUCAACGCAUGCUUCAGCGGUAACACGGCUCUUCUCAGACUCCUUCUAAAGUACAGCUCUGUCCAUCACCCAGCUCACCUAAGGAGUUCACCUAUCCAUGCUGCUGCAAAACAAGGUCACACAGCUUGUGUGGAGCUGCUGCUAUCGUAUGGGAUGGACGCUGAUCUGGAGUUGGAAGAAGCAGGCACACCGCUUUACUGUGCGUGUGAAACCAGGAGCACAGAGUGUGUACAGAGCCUUCUAAUCUCAGGUGCAGAUGUGCAGUGUGGGCGAGGUCUUGACACACCACUGCACGCUGCGGUUCGAGUGGGUGGAGCCAAGGAGGUGGUGCUGUUGCUGGAGCAUGGGGCUGAUGGGAAAUGUAGGAAUUCAGAAGGCAUGACACCUCUGGACCUGGCUACAGACGACAGCAUCCAGCAUCUACUGCAGACAGCAGGUCCAUGGUCUCUGUCACAGAUGAGCCGGUUGAGUAUUCGUCGUUCCUUGGGACAGAAAAGAUUAAACAGAGCGAGAGUUCUUCAGUUACCACAAAUUUUACACAAUUAUAUUCUGUAUCAGUAACACACACACACACACACACAAACACACACACACACACUUUAUGUUUACUGUAAC